Molecule: messenger RNA, 468 nt
Organism: Plasmodium gonderi
Lineage: Eukaryota; Apicomplexa; Aconoidasida; Haemosporida; Plasmodiidae
Product: conserved protein, unknown function
Exons: 2
Coding region: 1-468 (155 amino acids)
Source: RefSeq, a predicted model, not a curated record
AUGGGUGAUAAUAAUGAAAGCUUGAAGGAGAGGAAGGUUCUUGCCUCAUCUCCACAUAAAAAGAGGGGAGAAGUAAACAAAAAUUUUAAAAAUUCACAGAAUGUUAAAAAGAAAAUAGAUAAGAAGCAUGGUUCGAGUGGUAUAAGUGCAAGGAGACACCAGAACGAUACCAUGAGAGAAAAAGAGCUAGCGGCAAAGUCAAAUAUCGAAGAUAUUUUUAGCAACCUAAAGGUCAAGGAGAAGAAGCCUAUAACAGUUAAUGGAACAAAACAAAUUAAAAAAAAUUCUGAAAAAUAUGACCACGUUCGUCAAGCUCAGAAAAUGGCAAAAAAACGUAACCCCAAGGUGGGUGUAGACAAACGGGCAUGUACACCCGAUGGGUUGCCCAUUUAUUCUAUGGAGGAGCUCAAGAUGGGCCAAGGAGGAUAUACGAAGGAAUGCCCAUUCGAAUGUAACUGUUGCUUCUAG